AUGCAUCAUUCCGCACGUUUGCACCUGCGUCGUGAAGUCGUUCUUGAACAUUAGCCAGUUCUUUUCUUGGCCAUCGAAGUUUAGCUGCUUGAGGCGCGGGAUCCGGGCAUUCAUGAGUGGGUCGUACCGUGCCAGCGGAUCACUGGUUGAGCUAUCGUGCGAGAAGUCCCCCACAGACGGCAGCGUGGGUCCUUGCGGGGCUGUGUCCGGCAGUCCUCGUGCUCCCUCGAGCCCCUGUCCGGUGGACGCCGCUGAUGCGGCCAACGGGUCUCGGCCCGACCUCCACGAUAUGGUGAGCUGCCUCCUCGUGGCGAUGCGGGCGGCCACCAUGAACGCAACGUCUCCGGUUGUGUGGCCCGGCUGCGCCGUGGCGACUCCGGCAUCUCCGGCGUUCCAGCGGCCCAAGGCCGGCCGCGUCAAGGCCAAGCCGGUCCAGCCCAUCGUGCGAGAGCGUAGCUCGGGCGAGGACUCGGGCUGGAGUUGCGCGGGAGCCUCUCCCCCCCCCCCGGAGCCAUCUUCAUUGGCGGGCAAUGGCCGGGCACGACAGUAGGCCAAGCGCCACACGAGCGGGACUCUUGGCAAGGGAGGCGGAUCGGGCUCUGGUUCAGACCGGAGUCUCACCCGGAAGCACGGCGCUCGGAAGGGUCCUUCUUCCAGGCAACAAGUGAAACGGAUCUUGGAUGGAGGAGCCCCUGGACCAGACGCUUUCCAGCUAUUGAUGCGUCACCUGGCGGAGCAAUUUGACGUCGGAGACCGCCAAGAGUCGUUUUUGCGGCUGCAACAAUUUGGCGUAGCAGAUGGUACUCCUUUCGCGGAUUAUCUUCGGGCUUUCCGUUUGUUAGUUUCAUCUGUGACUGGCUCUGAGCGUACUUUGGCCCCUAGUGUAUCCAUGGUUCUCAAAAUUGUGCGAAACUCGGUCGACAAGCAAUUUUCGAGUCUGUCUCCGCUUUUGUAGCCGGGUGUUUUGGCCACUGCGGUCACUCCCUUUGAGUCGAUUGCGGUUGUGUGGGAGGC
This is a messenger RNA of Ectocarpus sp. CCAP 1310/34, 1014 nucleotides long. NCBI's taxonomy places the organism in Eukaryota, Phaeophyceae, Ectocarpales, Ectocarpaceae. The record is from the annotation of a GenBank genome assembly.